Molecule: messenger RNA, 2259 nt
Organism: Lodderomyces jiufengensis
Lineage: Eukaryota; Fungi; Ascomycota; Pichiomycetes; Serinales; Debaryomycetaceae
Gene: FAA2
Product: Faa2p
Exons: 1
Coding region: 1-2259 (752 amino acids)
Biological process (GO): long-chain fatty acid metabolic process
Cellular component (GO): membrane; endoplasmic reticulum
Molecular function (GO): long-chain fatty acid-CoA ligase activity
Source: RefSeq, a predicted model, not a curated record
AUGACAACAAAUUCAUACUUUUCAACCAUUGAUUGUUCAGUUGAAGAUGCAUUUAAUAAAUUACCAUUAAAUGAUGAUGUGUUUGAAACCCAACAAAUACCAAAUACAGCAACAAGCUCACAAUUUUCACAAGUUUUCAGAAAUAAAGCAUCAACUGAAAGAUUAAUUGAUUCAAUUCAUCCCGAAUUAGAUACUCAUGCAAAAUUAUUUAAUAAUGCUGCAAAAAAGUUUUCUUCACGUCUUUGCUUAGGUACAAGAACUUAUGAUUACAACAAUAAAUCACUGAAUAAUAAAUAUGAUUAUAUUACUUAUAAGGAAACUUUUAUCAAGAAAAACAAUAUAGGUGCUGGUAUUAUUAGAUCUUUACAAUCAAAUAAAUUUUUAAAUCCAAAUAAAAUUGAAUCUCAUCAAAAAAUAAAAAAUCAUUUAAAUAAUAAAUUUGGUAUUCCAAAUUAUUUACGUAAUAAUCCAGAUAAUUGUAUUGAAAAAGAUUGUUCAUUUAUAUUAUCAUUAUUUGCAGUUAAUAGAGUUGAAUGGAUUUUAACUGAUUUAGCAUGUUCUUCAUAUUCUAUUACUUCAACUGCUUUAUAUGAUACUUUAGGUAGUGAUGUUUCACAAUAUAUCUUGGACUUAACUCAAAGUCCAAUUGUUGUUUGUACAAUGGAUAAAGUUGAAGUUUUAUUAAAUUUAAGACAACAGUAUCCAAAAGAAACGGAAGCUUUAAUUUCAAUUGUUUCAAUGGAUCCAAUUAAAUAUAUUGAUAAAAAUUUAAUCAAAUUAGGUCAAGAAUUAGGUAUUGAAAUUCAUGAUUUACAUCAAAUUGAAGAAAUUGGUAAAUCAAAUCCAAUUGAAGAAAUUCCACCAAAUCCAGAUAGUAUAUUUACUAUUUCAUUUACUUCAGGUACUACUGGAUCUAAACCAAAGGGAGUUAUGGUUCCUCAUAGAUGUGCUGCUUCAUAUGUUACAACUUUAUUAUGCUAUGAACCUCAACCAAAAGAAGGUGAUAUAGCUUAUGUCUUUUUACCAUUAACUCAUAUAUUAGAAAGACAAACCUCUGCAUUUGCAUUUAGUACUGGUUAUACUUUGGGCUUACCUCAAACCACCGUUGGUAAAAAAGAUUUUGUUCCUUUUGAUUUAAUGCUUGAUGAUUUAAGAAUAUUAAAACCAACUUAUAUGUCAAUUGUACCAAGAUUAUUAACCAAACUAGAAGGUUUAAUCAAGCAACAGGUUAAAGAAUUACCAAAAUCUGAUCAGCAAAAAGUCAAUGAAAUCAUACAAUAUAAGAUUCAAGAACAAAGUAAAUUUAUGGGUUCAAAAGGUAUUAACUCAAAAUUAGAUUCUUUUCCACCAUAUCUAAACCUACAAAAAAUGACUGGAUUUGAAAAUAUGAAAUGGGUACAAACUGCAUCAGCUCCAGUUGCUGUUUCAACAAUCGCUUAUUUAAAAGCAAGUUUAAAUAUGGGAUUAAUGCAAUUUUAUGGAUUAACUGAAUCAGGAGCAGCCAUAACUAGUACUUGUAUGUAUGAUUCAAGACCUGGUUCUAGUGGUUCCAUAUCAACAACUGGUGAAUUUAAAUUAAGAAGUGUACCAGAUAUGGGUUAUGAUAUUAAAAACUUACAAGGUGAAGUUAUGUUAAGAGGUCCACAAAUGUUUAAAGGUUAUUAUUAUAAUCAAGAAGAAACAAAUAAAGCAGUGACAGAAGAUGGUUGGUUUCAUUCUGGUGAUAUUGCAACUGUUGAUGAGUUGGGUAGAUUAAGUAUAAUUGACAGAGUUAAAAAUUUCUUUAAAAUGGCUCAAGGAGAAUAUGUAUCACCUGAAAAAAUUGAAAAUAAAUAUCUUUCAGCAAAUCUUUUAAUAAAUCAAUUAUUUGUUCAUGGUAAUUCAUUAAAAUCUUAUCUUAUUGGUAUAGCAGGUAUAGAUUACGAUCAAGGUUUAAAAUUUUUAAAUGAAGAAUUUGGUAUAAAUAAAAUUGGUAUGUCACAAGAAGAAUUAUUAACCAUACUAAAUGAAAAACCCGUAAAAUUAAAAAUUUUAAAUUUAUUAAAUUCAAAUGUAAGAAAUCAAUUAAAUGGUUUUGAAUUAUUACAUAACAUUCAUAUUGAAAUUAACCCCUUAACUGUUGAAAGAGAAGUUGUUACUCCGACUUUUAAAUUAAGAAGACCUAUUGCUCAAAAGUUUUUUGCUAAGGCAUUACAUAAGUUAUAUGAAAUUGAACAAAGUUUAAUUCAUGGUGCUAAACAACAAGUUGCAAAAUUAUAG